Messenger RNA from Papaver somniferum (opium poppy), 2259 nucleotides. RefSeq names its product LRR receptor-like serine/threonine-protein kinase GSO1. The transcript has a single exon. The coding region runs from base 1 to 2259 and encodes 752 amino acids. Lineage: Eukaryota; Viridiplantae; Streptophyta; Magnoliopsida; Ranunculales; Papaveraceae. The record is from RefSeq and is a predicted model, not a curated record. Gene Ontology annotation, molecular function: protein binding.
AUGAAUUCUAAUUAUGUACUCAAUUCCCGAAUCCCAGUACAACUUGCGAAUUUAACUUCACUUUCUAAUCUCUACUUGUCUACUUGUGGAUUACAAGGUUCUGUACCUUAUCUUCCUCAGCUGAAAGUGCUCGAUGUUAGUGAUAAUCCUCGUCUUAAUCCUGAUCUAACUAGGAUGUUUCAACAUCAGUGGCCUAAGCUUCAAAAACUCAGCAUAUCAUAUACUAAUAUAAGCGGAUCAAUUUCAAAUGCACCGAUGUUGGUCAGUCUUGAUGCUGCUGGUUGUUCAAUUCAAGGAUCUUUGCCUUCUUGGAUCUACAAUCUAAAGCUCCUAACUAAUCUCGACUUGUCUUACAAUAAAUUCCAAGGAUCCAUACCAAAAUCAAUGUCCAAUCUAAAGCUCCUAACCAAUCUAGACUUGUCUUACAAUAAUUUCCAAGGAUCCAUACCAAAAUCAAUAUCCAAACUAAAAUUCCUAACUAUUCUGAGAUUGUCUGAUAAUAAUUUCCAAGGAUCCAUAACAAGUUCAAUAUGUGAGCUUAUUUCUCUUCGAACACUUGAUUUAGGAAGUAAUAAUAUAACAGGAACCAUACCAAGCUGCAUAUCGAAUCUUCAUAAUCUUAGAGUUUUUUCUGUCUAUAAUAACUCAAUUGAGGGAAGCGUUUCAUUGAAAUCUCUGAUUAACGAUCUAAACCUAAUAGCCAUAGAUCUGAGAUCAAAUAGGCUUACUGUAGAUAUUGAUCAAAAUUUCAGUUUGUACUCUAAAUUCAAACUAGAGUCUCUGUCUUUGAAAUCUUGCAAUCUAAAAGGAUUCUUCCCUCUUUUCAUAUGUAAAUUGAGUCAUCUAAAGUCUUUGGACUUGUCUCAUAAUAACCUGACAGGAGUUAUCCCUUCUUGUAUCUCAAAACUCAAAAAUCUCGAUUCAUUUGAUGUAUCGCACAACCAACAUUACGGUCCUCUGCCUCUUCCACCUCAAACGGUCCUCUACCGAUUUUCUUUUGAUAUAUCGAAUAAUAAACUCAGUGGUAAAAUCUCAAUAGAAGUUGGAAGAAGACUAUCUAAUUGUGUCGUCAUAAAUCUAGCUGGGAAUCAACUUUCGGGUUCAAUUCCCUCUUCUAUAUGUUCAAAAAGUUCAAGAUCUUCUCUUCAAAUAGUUGACCUCUCAAACAACAGAUUCUCAGGGGUUAUACCAAAUACCUUAGGGUAUUGUAAGCAUCUUCAAUCACUAAACCUUGGGAGCAACGAUCUCACAGGAAAUGUUCCAAAUGAGAUUGAAAAAUUAGAAUCAUUGGGUUAUCUUCAACUGCAGGACAACCAUCUCGAUGGUACUCUUCUCAACUUCAUCAGUAAACUACCUUCGUUGGUAGUUCUUAACUUGGCGAAUAACCAAUUCGAAGGAAGUAUACCCACUGAACUAUUUGGUGCACAAUACUCUCUCUUAAGUAUCAUUUCUUUAAGGUCAAACAAGUUCAAUGGAUCAAUUCCUGAUGAAAUUAAUAAUUUGAAUCAACUGCAAAUUUUGGACUUAUCGCACAACUAUUUCUCCGGCCAUAUUCCUAAGCAAUUAGGAGGCUACUGGAUGAAUUUAACAGGCGUAUCUCAAUCUCUUAUGAAUGUGUAUGACAUUCAAUUGCAGAUGGUGAUCAAUGGGAUCAUGUUGCAAUUUGAAAAAAUAUACAGUUACACCUCGGGAUUGGAUCUAUCACGCAACAUGCUUGAUGGUAACAUUCCAACAGAGAUAGGUCGGUUAAGCGAACUUGCAAGGCUCAAUUUGUCCCACAAUCAUUUUUGGGGUAACAUACCUGCGAGUAUUGGAGAUAUGUCUAAGUUAGCUUCCCUGGACUUAAGUUUCAAUAGACUAUCUGGGCAAAUCCCACAAUCGUUAACAUCACUGGACUCUCUUGGGGUUUUUAACCUAUCUUAUAAUGAGUUGAGUGGUCAAAUUCCAAAAGGGAUUCACUUUAGCACGUUGGGCGGUGAUGGCUGGGCUUUUGUUGGGAACACAUUUUUGUGUGGAGAACCUACAAAGAAUGUUUGUGAAGUGGAAGAAGACGAUAAAAAAGACGAUCGAGAAGAUGAUCAAGAAAAUUACCAAGAAGAUACAAAUGAGAAAUUGAUAUUGUAUAGUAUUAUUUCUUUGGGGUUUAUAUUGGGAUUUUGGGGUCUAUUCUUUGUGAUGCUUAUAAAAAAGGAGAAAUGGUGGUUUCCGUAUUGGAGAUUUAUCGAUUCUACUGUAGAUGUGAUCAUAAGAUGUAUUUAA